Messenger RNA from Mesocestoides corti, 465 nucleotides. The record is from the annotation of a GenBank genome assembly. Lineage: Eukaryota; Metazoa; Platyhelminthes; Cestoda; Cyclophyllidea; Mesocestoididae.
AAUAUGCUGUUGUCCAUCUUUUGUGCGCUGGGGCUUUCCUUAUUUCCAAUUUGCGUGGAAUGCUUGGAUCACUCUAAAAAGCUUUCAAGAAUCGAAAUUGGCAUCAUUCUUUCUGUUCCUACGGAAGCAUGCCACGCGACCGUUGAAAAAGGGGAUGAAGUGUCCGUCACGUUUGUUGGCAGGUUGCUAAAGGAUAACACGACCUUCGCAUCAAAUGCCGACCAAUCCCGGUUUACAUUUAAGGUUGGCGCCGGAACGGUUAUUGAAGGCUGGGACAAGGGGAUUCUCGGGUACGUUGCUACCGUUUUUUUCCAAAUGUGCGUCCACGAAAAACGCCGCAUUUUCAUCCCUGGUCAUUUGGGCUAUGGUGCAUUAGGAAGGCCGCCAGAUGUUCCGGGAGACGCUGACCUGGUUUUUGAUGUGGUGCUUUUAGAGCUUGUUAAAGCCGCAAAAACUGGCCUUUAA